Molecule: messenger RNA, 951 nt
Organism: Anopheles cruzii
Lineage: Eukaryota; Metazoa; Arthropoda; Insecta; Diptera; Culicidae
Exons: 4
Coding region: 1-774 (257 amino acids)
Source: RefSeq, a predicted model, not a curated record
AUGGCCAAAAUAGCAUCUUCUACCGUUUGGUGUGGCUGCCUAUUAGUGUUGCUCCCGGUGUACCAUCAUGUCGCGGCUGCAGGCAAAUCGGAUACCAAACCAGAAGAAAGCCUGUUCGAGCAGGAUCUGGGCGAUCAGUUUAAGAUCGACGCAUCGACGCAGGGUGUGCAGAAGGUGAACCUGCGAUGCGGUGCCGAUUCGAUGCGCAUCGAGCUCAAGACGGAGGAGGACUUCCAGGGUGUGAUGUACACGCGGGGCAGCUACUACAAGCAGACGAAACCGUGCUUCGUCAAACCGGAGCGGGCGGCCCGUACGCUCGAGAUGAAGUUCAACCUCGACCAGUGCCAAACGAUCAACACCGGGGAGGUGUACUCGAACAUCGUGGUCGUCCAGCACGAUCCAGACAUCGUGACGCCCGGAGACGCGGCGUUCGCCGUCGAGUGUGACUUCCGGAAGCCACGGGGCGUUACCGUGAGCUCCGAGAUUCAGGCUCGCGAUAGUGACGGACCCGCGUCGCGCAUUACACUCACCAGUCCGGAUCCGUCGGUAAACACACAGACACCGAACGAGUACAACUCGGUGCACAGCGAGUCGGGCACGGUGACGUUUGUGCCGAGCCGCUUCCGGAACGGCACGACGAUGCCGGAGCAGCGUGUCCGGGGCACGGUUGAAACGGUCGAAAUUCCACACUCCACACCGCAGCUUCGCGAGGAGCUCCUAGAAACGGUCAAAGCUAACGCCACCGCCUCCUAUCCGCCGCCAUCAUCCCGCUAACCGAUCCGCGAGUGAGGGUGAUCUUACCGAUCUCUUCGUCACCCGCCUUUGUUCCCGUGUUCCACCAAAUCCUUUAACCUAAUCAUCUACGGGGACCACCAACUAACCGUCCAAUGGAGCUGUGUGAACGGAAUCCCACUGCGAGACAGCGCCCUAAGAAUAGAUACAAAAGAAUGA